Molecule: messenger RNA, 602 nt
Organism: Papilio polytes (common Mormon)
Lineage: Eukaryota; Metazoa; Arthropoda; Insecta; Lepidoptera; Papilionidae
Gene: mRpS24
Product: 28S ribosomal protein S24, mitochondrial
Exons: 4
Coding region: 39-551 (170 amino acids)
Biological process (GO): translation
Cellular component (GO): mitochondrion
Source: RefSeq, a predicted model, not a curated record
AAAGUUAUCACUAAUAAAAAUAAAAAAGAAACUAAAAAAUGAAUAUUUCUAUGUUAAAAAUUAUCCAGCCUAAACUAGCUGAUCAGGUAGUCAAUCUGGCUCCAAUAUUAGCAUCACAAUUGCAUACAUCUGCACCUUUGUGUCGUGUUGUCUCCGGAAAGUACAGAAUUACAAAGAAGAGAGACCGACCUCUAACAUAUGAAAUGGCAAAUCCGCCUCAUUUUAUCGCUCACCGCAAAUCUUGGAACUCAUGGAAUACAUCAAGUUUAAAAGAUGGCUUACGCAGAUCAGAAACUGUGGUCGAGGAUGAAUUUAUAAGAAGAUUUAUGACAGGCACUUGGCAUGGGCUUGUAUGCAGUGAAGUGAUUAUAAAAAGACAGUUCAACCACAUAAGAGUUGCAGCUAUCAUAAGAAGAGCAGUAUCGCCAACCAAAAUGUAUUUCCUACUCGGCUACACGGAGGAACUCCUGUCUAAUUGGAUCCAAUGCCCUGUUACUUUAGAAUUGCAAACUGUGGAUAGCUUCCAGGAUGUUGUAUUCAAAUAUAUUUAAAUGUAGAGUUAAGUAAGCUUUCUUUGUUGUAAAUAGAAUAGGUAAAUAUCA